ACUAUUGGGACAAGAAACAUACUUGGGUGUUCUCAAAAAAGUUUAACUUUGCGGACAAACGGAACGUGUCCGUUGUGAAAGUAGUUCCGGCUUGGCGGGGUCAUGGCCUCUGACGUCGGCGUCCGGGCGCUCAAUUCAGUUUGGCGAUUCCGGACCCGACUGAGGCUGGGGAGGCAUGUGGGCGCGAACGAACCUAGCGACGGAGGAGUUUUACGCUCGCCUCCUGCAGAAAUUUAAUGAAGAAAAGAAGGGAGUCUGUAAAGACCCAUUUAUCUAUGAGGCUGAUGUUCAAGUGCAAUUGAUCAGCAAGGGUCAGCCAAACCCUAUUAAAAAUAUUUUAAGUGAAAAUGACUUUGUAUUCAUCAUGGAAAAAGUGCCUUUAGAAAAGGAAGAAACAAGUCAUGUUGAAGAACUGCAAUCUGAAGAAACUGCUAUUUCUGAUUUCUCUGCCGGUGAAAAUGUUGGGCCACUUGCUUUACCACUUGGGAAAGCGAGGCAGUUCAUUGGGCUCUACACCAUGGCUCACAAUCCUAACAUGACCCAUUUGAAGAUUGAGCGGCCAGUUACUGCCCUCCCUCCCCUUUGGGUCAGAUGCGACAGCUCGGAUCCCGAAGACACCUGUUGGCUAGGAGCUGAGCUUGUCAUUGCUGGUGACAGCAUUACAGGAAUUGUCUUAUAUGCCGUCAGUUGUAAAGCUGAUAAAAAUUAUUUUCCAAGUCUGGAAAACCUAAAAAAUUCACACAAGAAAAGACAUCACUUGUCUGCAGUAAUGGCCAAAGGCUUUGCACAGUAUGAGCUCUUUAAGUCCAGUGUCUUAGAUGACUAUGUCACCCCAUCACACACGACCAUCACUCUGGAUAUUUCCUGGAGCCCUGUGGAUGAGAUGCUUCAAGUCCCUCCACUCUCUUCAACUGCCAUUCUGAAUAUCAAAGUGGAAUCAGGAGAGCCCAGAGGUUGCCUGGAUCAUCUUCACAGAGAACUGAAAUUUCUCCUUGUUUUGGCUGAUGGCUUGAGGACUGGAGUGACUGAAUGGCUCGAGCCUCUGGAAGCAAAAUCUGCCCUUGAACUUGUGCAAGAAUUUCUAAAUGAAUUAAAUAAGCUGGAUGGAUUUGGUGAUUCUACAAAAAAAGACCCAGAGACAGUGAACCACGAUGCUGCUGCAGUUGAUAGGUCUGUUCUUAUCAUGGUGCGGGGUGAUCUUGAUUUUGCUGAACAACUUUGGUGCAAAAUGAGCAGCAGUGUGGUUUCCUAUCAAGAUUUGGUGAAGUGCUUCACACUGAUCAUGCAGAGCCUCCAGAGAGGUGACAUCCAGCCGUGGGAAUACUUCGUUUCUCCAUCAGUAGAGAUACAAGAACAGGUUCAUCGUGUUCAGAAACUCCACCACAUCCUAGAGAUCUUAGUCAGUUGCAUGCUUUUCAUUAAGCCUCAGCACGAGUUCCUGUUUUCUUUAACACAAUCCUGCAUAAAAUAUUAUAAACAAAAUCCCCUUGAUGAGCAACACAUUUUUCAGCUACCAGUCAGACCAGCUUCUGUAAAAAACUUGUACCAGAGUGAGAAGCCACAAAAAUGGAAGGUAGAAAUAAACGGUGGUCAAAAGAAGGUUAAGACAGUUUGGCAGCUGAGUGACAGCUUACCUGUGGACCACCUGCGUCAUCACAAACCUGAUUUUUCUGAUUUAACACUAAAUGGGAGCCUGGAAGAAAGGAUGUCCUUUACCACCAUGGUCACCUGCAGCCAGGUGCAUUUCAAGUAAAAGGAUGCUGGGGCCCUCACUGCCAUGCACAUAUGAAAAAGAGGAAAAAAGAAAGCUGUUAGCCCAGAGCCUUGCAACAGACACGUGUGCAACGUCCCAUCCCGUGCAGCAGAGAGGACAGGUCUGAGGAUCUCCCUGAGGUGCAGCUGCCCCGGGAUCAGUGCUGGUCUCAGCGCAGGCCCCGAAGCAGGACCAUGAGCAGCAUCGCUGCGAUGAGCACGCAGAGGGCGCAAACCGUGGGCACCGUGAUCUCCGAGGCCAGGCGCAUGUGCUUCAGCAGAGGCUCUGCAACGGAAGAGAGCAGCCAGGGAAAGCUGGAGACACGGCCUCAUCCCAGUGGCUAGCUAGUCUCAUUUGCUGCAAAGGGAACCUUGUAAAUGAAAUGUCCUUUAGAAAUUGUGGGCUGGGAGUGAAGCUGUGGUGGCGCCCUUGGCUAUCAGGCACAAGACCUUGGGUUCCAUCCCCAGCACCUCCAACAAAGGAAAAAUGAUACGGGAGUUAGAAAAGGUUUUGGAAAAUGGGUUAUCUGCACUAGGUUCUUGCACAGGUGAUGUAAUAAAGUCUGAACGGGCAUCCGUA
Heterocephalus glaber (naked mole-rat) is the source of this 2332-nucleotide messenger RNA. The record is from RefSeq and is a predicted model, not a curated record. NCBI's taxonomy places the organism in Eukaryota, Metazoa, Chordata, Mammalia, Rodentia, Bathyergidae.